Nycticebus coucang (slow loris) is the source of this 2104-nucleotide messenger RNA. It is a transcript of the gene BTG3, whose product is annotated as BTG anti-proliferation factor 3. Gene Ontology annotation, biological process: negative regulation of cell population proliferation; negative regulation of mitotic cell cycle. The record is from RefSeq and is a predicted model, not a curated record. The transcript has 5 exons. Gene Ontology annotation, cellular component: nucleus; cytoplasm. The coding region runs from base 894 to 1652 and encodes 252 amino acids. NCBI's taxonomy places the organism in Eukaryota, Metazoa, Chordata, Mammalia, Primates, Lorisidae.
GUCCGGGCGCCCCUGCGGCCACGUCGAAGGCUCGCGGGCAGGCGGUGCGGGGAGGAGCGGGGAGGGCGCGGGGUGGAACUGGGCUGCGUGGGCUCCCGCUCCGCGGCUGGGGGCUGCGGGGGCGGCCGGCGCGCGCGGCUCACCCCGGGACCCUCGGUGGGCUCCGGAGGGCGGAGACGCCGCCUCGGGGCUCCUGCCACGUUUCCGCAGCGGGUUACCUUCCGCCUCGGGGUGGGCGACUUCGUCGGCGGUUUUCUGCAGCCCGGACGCCGCUCGCCGUCCGGAGGGGCGCGCCUGAGGGAAGCCGGUCCUCGAACCCGGGACCACCCGGUGUCCGGCCGCCCGCGGGGCGGGCGCACCCUGGCCGGGGUGUUGUCGGGGCAGGCCGGCCCUUCCCCCGAACUUGGGGGAAAACCAGAUAGCAGAAGUUGGACGCAGCGCGCAGGCCGGCCUUUCGAGAGUGGGCGGAGAGGUUCGCUGCCGCCUCUCCGCGCUGUCUGAGCGCCCCGGCGGGAGUGCUUAGCAGGGGGCUUCGAUAGCUUCAAAAAGUCGGACUCCCGGCCCUUCGGAAUAUUCUGUCCCUCCCCGGGGCCGGAGCCCGCUCGCUAACGCCGCGAAGCUGGGCACGGGGCUCCCCCAGCCCGGGGAACGUCUGUCGGGAGACCGAAUUGUUUCUAGAAACGGUUGCGAUUAGCUUUCGUUAUAAGGGAGGGAGAAGUACAAAGUUGUGAACUACUAACAGGCCGGCUUGCCUUCCCCGCGUUCCAUCCACGCAGCUGCGAGCGGAGGAGCCUGUGGAACAAAGUAGAACUUGACGAGCCGCCGAGCCGCCGCGGCGGUGACGACGGCCCGGUGACGUCACCGUGCGAUAUUUAAAAUGCGAGAGGAAAAACAUGAAGAACGAAAUUGCUGCUGUUGUCUUCUUUUUCACAAGGCUAGUUCGAAAACAUGAUAAGUUGAAAAAAGAGGCCGUUGAGAGGUUUGCUGAGAAAUUGACUCUAAUACUUCAAGAAAAAUAUAAAAAUCACUGGUAUCCAGAAAAACCAUCAAAAGGACAGGCUUACAGAUGCAUUCGUGUCAAUAAGUUUCAGAGAGUUGAUCCUGAUGUCCUGAAAGCUUGUGAGAACAGCUGCAUCUUGUACAGUGACCUGGGCUUGCCAAAGGAGCUUACUCUCUGGGUAGACCCAUGUGAGGUGUGCUGUCGGUAUGGAGAGAAAAACAAUGCAUUCAUUGUUGCCAGCUUUGAAAAUGAGGAUGAGAACAAGGACGAGAUCUCCAAGAAAGUUACCAGAGCCCUUGAUAAAGUUACCUCUGAUUAUCAUUCAGGAUCUUCUUCCUCAGAUGAAGAAACAAGUAAGGAAGUGGAAGUGAAACCCAAUUCGGUGACUGCAACACCAAGCCCAGUGUACCAGAUUUCGGAACUGAUAUUCCCACCUCUUCCAGUGUGGCAUCCGUUGCCCAGAAAAAAGCCAGGAAUGUACAGAGGGAAUGGCCAUCAGAACCACUACCCUCCUCCUGUUCCAUUUGGUUAUCCAAAUCAGGGAAGGAAGAAUAAACCAUACCGUCCAAUUCCAGUCACAUGGGUACCUCCUCCUGGAAUGCAUUGUGACCGGAAUCACUGGAUUAAUCCUCACAUGUUAGCACCUCACUAGCUUCUUUUGAUUUUGUUGGUACCAUGUUGAGAGAAAGGUAGAAUAAACCUUACCACGCAUUGAAAGUUAAAAGUUCAUACUAAUAGCAGUGAAGUUAGAUGGACCAAACCAUCAAACUUAUUUUUAUAGAAGUUACUGAGAAUAAUCUUUCUUAAAAAUAUAUAUGCACUUUAGAUAUAUUGAUAUAGUUUGGGAAACUUUAUUAAAGUUAGUCAAGUGCCUGAGUUUUUAUUAUUGGACUUGAGUAUUUAUAUAUUGUGCAUCAACUCUUGAAUAUGAGAACACUGUAGGAGUGGAUGAUCUGUUGUAGCACCUUUGAGCAUUUACUUUAUGGAGCAUUUACUUUAUGGAGUGUAUGUAAAUUAUUUAUAUACAAGGAGAUCUAUUUUAUGUCGUUUAGAAAAAUUGCGUGAAAUCAUGUAGUUGCAAAUAAAAAGUAGUUUGAGGCAUGA